AUGCUGCAUCCCAUCCUUGAUAUCAGUAGUGUUAAUGUUGUCCUUACUUUGUCAGGUAUAUAUAUUUUGGUUUUUGGUUUCAUUGCUGUGAAGAUCAAGCAAAGAUGGUACCUCGGUGAAGCCUUGCCAUCUUUUAUUGUUGGGGCCGUGUUGGGACCCUUUUGUGCCAAAUUCGUUGACGUGAGCCAGUGGGGCGGAGACUCUGGAAAUGACACCGGUGAUAUUGCAUACGCUCUGAGUCGCCUCGUCAUUGGAAUAGCCAUGGUCAAAGUCGGCUAUGAGUUGCCAAAACGCUAUCUACGACUACGCCUUGUCGAGCUGACAAUCUGCCUGCUGCCAUUGAUGACAAUUCAGUGGCUUAUGACUUCGGCAUGCAUCAAAUUGAUGAUUCCUCACCUAUCGUUUUUGACAUCCCUCAUAAUCGGAUCGUGUGUCAUAUGUAUAGAUCCGGUCCUCUCACAGGCCAUCGCAAAAGGUCCAUUUGCGGACCAAUACGUUCGUCGACACCUUCGAGAGUUUAUCUCUGCAGAAGCUGGAGGAAAUGAUGGGUUUGGAUUUCCAUUCCUACUACUCUCGAUCGCGCUUCUCCGUUACGACGAUGCGCCAAAUGUCAUAACCACACCAGCGGGUGGGUCAAACCAUACAAGAGAUUGGAUUGGCGAGCCGGAUAUAGGGCGGCUUGGCGGCAAUGCUGGUCGCGCCUUGGCUCAUUGGGCCGUUGAGGGGGUUCUAUAUAUGCUGGUCAUGGGAGCUGGGUAUGGUGUUUUGGUAGGAUUUCUGAGUCGCAAAGCCUUGAACCUGGCUUCUGAGAGACGUUGGGUAGAUAAAGAGAGCUUCUUUUCAUACCCAGUCGCUAUUGGCUUAUUUAUCGUUGGCACAUGUGGCUGCUUUGGGUCGGACGAGACUCUCGCCUGUUUUGUUGCUGGCUGCGCGCUGAACUGGGAUGGAAGUUACCAUUUUGAAGUCGAAGAAAGACACGACUCCUUCAAUGCAACCAUCGAAAACAUCUUGAAUAUUGGAACAUUUAUGUUUCUUGGUGCGAUAAUGCCCUGGAAUCAACUCCACAUGCCCAGCGAGACUGGAAUCACUAUCUCUCGGUUAAUUGGCCUCGGAGUUUUGAUUUUAGUCUUCCGUCGUAUUCCAGCGAUCAUGAUGGGCUAUCGUUUCAUGCCCAAAGUCUGCAACGAUUGGAAGGAGGCCUUGUUUAUGGGAUAUUUCGGUCCGAUAGGCGUUGGAGCGAUUUCAUACGUUGAAUAUGCUCGAAGACUAUUGCCCGAUCCUGGAGAAAGUGAUCGAGAGAUCAACAACCUGACCGCAGCGAUGAUUCCAGUGAAGAUCGUUCUCCUUUCUGAGAGUGAGCCCGUUCCGAACAACAGUGUUGUGAAUCGCCGCGGCCACUCUGUUGUGCUGAACAACCGGUUUUCCAGCAUCUCAAAUGAGCCAUUCCGCGCCGACAAUGGAUCUCAUUUCCGUGAGGGCUCGGACACAAUUGUUUUAUGCUGGAGUGGGGAUACCAACUGUACCGGCUCGUUGGAACGCGUGUUGACCAAAACAUCCUCGCAAGAGCUCGAAGAAACUAUGCAUGUGUGA
Molecule: messenger RNA, 1590 nt
Organism: Penicillium soppii
Lineage: Eukaryota; Fungi; Ascomycota; Eurotiomycetes; Eurotiales; Aspergillaceae
Product: putative plasma membrane antiporter
Exons: 9
Coding region: 1-1590 (529 amino acids)
Biological process (GO): proton export across plasma membrane; sodium ion export across plasma membrane; regulation of membrane potential
Cellular component (GO): plasma membrane
Molecular function (GO): sodium:proton antiporter activity
Source: RefSeq, a predicted model, not a curated record